CCCGCCCGAGGCCCGCGCGCGACACUCAAGAUGCUACAUUUCCGAUCCUCGCCUGCCAUUUCGGCGCCCGCUCUGCGUCUGCCUCGCGCGUCGCUCACGUACCCCUGCCCUCCGCGUCUUCCCAACUGCCGCCGCCUCCAGUCGCUGGCGCGCCGCUGCGCAUUCUCGCGCGCGGGCGCUUGCUGACUAAUCCGGCCCCGCGGCCCGGCCUUCCGCUCGCGCUGUUCCGUCCGACUCUCGACGAGUCGGCGUCGCCCGCUCGAGCUGCCUACAGUAUAUUUCGCCUAUCAACACCGCAUGCCCUCUAAUUUCGGCUACGCCUUGACGUCCUCGCCAAUUCUCCGUCUGUCUGGUACCUCGUCCUCAACUACACUUGCCGUCGCCAUAUUUUGCUCGCCAUCGAACUGCCAUUUUCUCGGUUGCUCGUCUCGUUGCCUCGUCUCGCCUCGCCUUGCCUCGCUCGCUCGGUACUUCGGUGUUCUUGUUUAUAUGGCCUUGGUUCUUGUUUUUUUCGGACACUGGUGCUUGAUUUUCGAGGGGUUGGGCGGGUGUAACGUGACCGUUACUGGUCACGUUCCUCAACUAUAUAAGGCAGGCUUUGUCCUGUUGUAGAUACCACCUUUGUACCCUACGUCCAUCUGCUAUACACUCACGGCCGUCAUCUGUCA
Schizophyllum commune H4-8 is the source of this 668-nucleotide messenger RNA. RefSeq lists its product as uncharacterized. The record is from RefSeq and is a predicted model, not a curated record. Bases 298 to 612 code for a protein of 104 amino acids. The transcript has a single exon. Lineage: Eukaryota; Fungi; Basidiomycota; Agaricomycetes; Agaricales; Schizophyllaceae.